This is a messenger RNA of Polypterus senegalus (gray bichir), 2709 nucleotides long. RefSeq names its product sialidase-3-like. The record is from RefSeq and is a predicted model, not a curated record. The transcript has 3 exons. Bases 1120 to 2277 code for a protein of 385 amino acids. Gene Ontology annotation, biological process: ganglioside catabolic process; oligosaccharide catabolic process. Gene Ontology annotation, cellular component: lysosome; membrane; cytoplasm. Lineage: Eukaryota; Metazoa; Chordata; Cladistia; Polypteriformes; Polypteridae. Gene Ontology annotation, molecular function: exo-alpha-sialidase activity.
AAUAUAAAUGAGUGGUGGUGUGGUAGCAGCCAUCAAAGUGUUGUAUUCAUCAGAGAUUUUUAGAGUGUGUGAACGAAAGAACCUGUUGAGCUGACAGGGAAACAUUUUGAUCCCAGAUUCCUCUUGAUCCCCUGAAUCACUGUAUCAGUUGUAUACAAUGGCUUUCAGGACUCCAGCUUGUAACACAAGUUCUGUAGAACACCUUGUGGAAGUUUGAAUUUCGCAUGUCCAAAGUUUCUCAGAAGUGCUGCAUAGAAGAAAUCUCAUCAAAUUUCAAUGUGCAUUUCACUAGCAGCAGUGAAUAUACUAAAGAAUAAAUAACACUGAUAUGUAUACGCGGUGAUCCUUAUUUUUUACUAGGCAGGAGGACAGCUGAAUGGAUCAGUGUUGAAUAGUUAACGAUUGAUUCAUCACCAGGCUUCAGAUCGUUCCGUAUGUGCGGGCAUUGCCUUUUAUCAUUGUAACCACAGCAGUUAGGCCUGCUCAAUAGUUCCUUUAAAGUUAGUAAGCUACAAUAGACUCUGCAGCGGCACUUUUCGAUCAGCUAAGAGUACGCAGCAUCUGUGCACACCGCAGUAACGCUGAACUGGACACACUGUGUUAUAAAAUGAGAUCACCUGUUACGUCCCCAGUGCACACUGCAACUGGCCUUUUGUAACUUGAUUCAGGCAUUCAAGUUGCUUUGAGCGGUGUCCUGUAAAACUCUGAGCCUCGUCUAUGCAAGUAUAGCGUCCGGGAGUGUGCGGUUGAAACACUUUGGACCAGGUCGACCCGGAUUGGCCCAGAGUGUAAUUGCGGACCACAAUCAGUCACGAUUGGCCUCCAGCAGAUCUCUUCAGUGCGCAAACGCACGGCGCGCCCGCUGGAAUGUGCAGCUGUACACGCGCGCGGCAUCCUGGAUCAGGCGGCUUAUACAUACAAGUAGAUACACUCACGUGGGUGCUGUGCCUGCAGCCUACAGGAAGCGCGCACUCUCCCUUUGGGUGGGUGAGACGAAAUAUGCGCGCGGAGCCAGCUGCCCAUUCGCUGAAGGACUUGGGAUGGGGUUGGCACAGAUAUGGGUGGUGACAGAUGUCCGGCACUUGCAAUAUGAUAUUAAGGGUGCAUCAAUUUUAAAUUAUGGCAGCUGAUUUUGAGCCACAAAGGACCACUCUGUUCCAAAGUGUUCAAGGAGGAGUGACGUACCGAAUCCCGUCUCUCAUUUACAUCAGUGACGCACAUUCUUUCCUUGCUUUUGCUGAGAAACGCUCAAGUCCCCGUGAUGCUGAUGCAGAAAACUUAGAAAUGAGAAUAGGCUCCACUUUCAGUGGAUCUGUACAGUGGCAGCCUGCAGUGAAAAUAAAAAAUGCCAGUUUACCUGGAUAUCGAACUAUGAACCCCUGUCCUGUCUAUGAGAAGAACACCAGAGUCCUUUACCUUUUCUUCAUUUGUGUUAAGGGUAACGUUUCCGAGUGCUAUCAGAUCUGCACUGGCUGUAACAAAACCAAGCUGUGCUACAUUUGUAGCAAAGAUUUUGGAACCAGCUGGAGUGAAGUCACCGAUUUGACAGAACACUUGAUUGGCAACUGGGCCACAUUUGCUGUUGGACCAGGGCAUGGAGUCCAGCUGAGCUGUGGACGGUUGGUCAUACCAGCUUAUGCAUAUGUGAAAAAAAUAUGUUCCUGUUUUUAUCGUCCAUGCUUUUGCAGCUCUCAUUCCUUUUCAUUGUUUAGUGACAACAACGGUCAGACAUGGAAUGUUGGGGAAAUGAUUAAUGAGCCAAAAACAGUAGAAUGUGAAAUGGCAGAAGUAUUUAGCUCAGAUGGUCAUAGCCAUUUGUAUUGCAAUGCCCGUAGUGAGUAUGGUUGCCGAGUGGAAGCCGUCAGUGAGAAUAACGGUACAAAUUUUGGGAAACCACAAAAGGCACAAUUGCUUGUUGAGCCAAGCAAAGGCUGUCAGGGGAGUGUUGUCAGCUUUCCAGCUCCAGCAGAAUCUUUACAAAGUGAAGGGAAAUCUACUGCUCCCCAACAAAGUUGGCUCUUGUACUCUCAUCCAACUAGCCGUGAAAAACGAGUCAACUUGGGAAUUUAUAUCAACAAAUCCCCCUUAUGCCCCUUGAAGUGGAGUAAGCCCUAUAUUAUUUAUAGGGGCCCCAGCGGCUAUUCUGACCUUAGUUACUGUGAUGACACCAAGAGCUUUGCCUGCCUGUUUGAGUGUGGUGUCCAUUCAGAGCUGGAGGAGAUUGCAUUUGUGCAAUUCACUCAGAAUGAAGUGAUAAAUGCCGGUAAAUGUUCCUAGAAAGCAACAAUACAAAUGAAAAUGUUUAAUAUUUGUUUAAAAGCAUAAAAACAGUUUCCAACAGCAAACCAAAGGAGAAACAUCCUGAGAACACAAAUCUGAGUGAGCAGCUCCACUCCAGUCCUAGCAAUAAAUCAUACUUGAGAAAUAUCCUACAAAACGUGAAGGUGCAAGUUAUUUAAGUACAUUCAAGUUCUCAGUUAUUCAUGGCUUAAAGGAUAAGCUGGAUAUUGAAGUUGAAGUUACUUCUUUACAAUCAUGGUACUGUAUAUAUUAAUUUGCCACUUAAAAUUGUCUUCUAGAGUGAAACAUUUUUUCAAUAAUGUAACAAACUCCUGUAUCCAACAGGGGGCGAUAGCUCCCUUGUUGGAAUGAGUUCUUUUGUAAUUGCAGCGUGUUACAUAACCCGAAUCUGUAUAGAUAUGAUAUUAA